AUGAAGGGUCCUUGUGAGAGGCCUGGGGAAAAUGAAGAUCAGAGGGAAGAGGCGAUAGCACCCGCUGGGUGUUUUGCAGGGGUCCCGGAGGCCGACAAGGAUUCAGAAGCAGAUUCAGACUCUGACCUGGAGACAGAAGGCAUACAUGGACUUAGAGAACCCACCAGGGAUGCCCUCCACUUGGGGUCUUGCCGGACCUAUAGCAUUGUGCCCACCAUCUACUUUCUGAACCAAGGGUGUGCCCCAGAAUUGAAGCUGAGGCACCGUGGUCUGGGACCCCAGGGGGCAUGGGCUCUGGCUUCCAUGUUGACCUCCAAUCCCUACAUUAAGCGGCUGGAUCUUCAGGACAAUGGGCUCUGUGCGGCUGGUGCAGAGGCCCUGGCCUAUGUCCUGAGCAAAAACAGCAGCAUCUGUGAUGUGGAUCUGUCGGAGAACCAGAUUGGAGUGGCAGGGGCCCAGGCUCUUUGUGCUGCCCUCAAAGUGAACCAGGCUGUGCAGAAGAUACAACUGGCAGGAAAUAGCCUGGAAGAGAAGGCAGCCCAGUACCUUGCUGAACUCUUGCUGGUCCACACAGGCCUGAAAUCCCUGGAUGUCAGCUAUAACCAGUUGAAUGACCAAGCAGGAGAGACACUUGGACCAGCCUUGGCAGAAAACACAGGACUAACAGAGCUUAACAUAAGCUGGAAUCACCUCCGGGGUCCAGGAGCCAUAGUUUUUGCCAGGGGACUAGAGGCAAAUAUCUUCCUGAAAGUCCUAGACAUCUCUUUUAAUGGUUUUGGAGAUUCUGGAGCUUCUGCAAUGGGUGAGGCCCUCAAGGCCAACAACGUGUUGGAGGAACUCAACAUGAGCAACAACCGAAUCUCUGCAAUGGGAGCCCGGCACCUCGGGUUGGGCCUCUGGGUCAACCAGACACUGAGGAUUCUUGUUGUGUCCAGGAAUCCCAUGCAAAYUGAAGGCUGCUCUCAUCUCCUCAAGUCUGUCCGGGACAACCCAGCAUCUUCACUAGAACUGCUAGAUUACUCUGAUAUGCAGGUGAACAGAGAGUUUGAUGACCUCAAUAGCUCAGUGAAGGUGAUUCUUCCAGGCCUUUGCAUAAAGACUGGUGCUCCCAGAGUGGACUAUAAGAACGAGUUGCUGCCAGUCUUCAGACCACCCMCACCAGCAUCUGCUCCUAAAUGA
This is a messenger RNA of Urocitellus parryii (Arctic ground squirrel), 1179 nucleotides long. RefSeq names its product leucine rich repeat containing 74B (gene Lrrc74b). The record is from RefSeq and is a predicted model, not a curated record. Gene Ontology annotation, molecular function: protein binding. Lineage: Eukaryota; Metazoa; Chordata; Mammalia; Rodentia; Sciuridae.